CCGGGUGUCCUCGCUGCUAUAUAUUUAAUAUAUAUAUAUCCGCCCGCUGCACGCCGCACGCCGCAAUCCCUAAUCGACUUCCCCAAUCUUUCGCCCUCUUCGCGCAGCAGCUACAGAGCUAGGGUUCCGUCCUCGAUCCGAUCCGGCGAGUGCUCACCACCUUUCCCCACUUCCCUCCGAUCGAAUCGAUGGCGGCCGAGGGCGAAAAGAAAAUGAUAACCCUCAAAAGCUCAGAUGGUGAGGAGUUCGAGGUGGAGGAGGCGGUGGCGAUGGAGUCGCAGACCAUCCGCCACAUGAUCGAAGAUGACUGCGCCGACAACGGCAUCCCGCUCCCUAACGUCAACUCCAAGAUCCUAUCCAAGGUAAUCGAGUACUGCAACAAGCACGUACAUGCCGCCGCUGCCGCUGCCGCAGCCUCCAAGGCCGGUUCCGACGACGUGGGUGCCGCCGCCGCCAACAGCACCGCCGCCUCCGGUGAGGACCUCAAGAAUUGGGAUGCUGACUUCGUCAAGGUCGACCAGGCCACGCUCUUCGACCUCAUCUUGGCUGCAAACUAUCUCAACAUCAAGGGUCUGCUGGACCUGACCUGCCAGACUGUUGCUGACAUGAUCAAGGGCAAAACCCCAGAGGAGAUCCGCAAGACCUUCAACAUCAAGAAUGACUUCACCCCUGAGGAGGAAGAGGAGAUCCGCAGGGAGAACCAGUGGGCCUUUGAGUAAGGAGGUGCUGAGCCCUCUGAUCUCUUAUGCCUAGGUUUCGUCAUAUCUACUACCUUGCAAUGCUCUGCUUUUAAAUGUCAUCGUAAUGGUUGUAAGUAUUUUGGGAGUCACUUUGCUUGAGAAUGUGUUGGGUAAAACUGAUGUGGUCAAUGGUCGGUUAUUACUAUGAAAGGACAUCGGCUGCUGCCCUAAGAGGUCAAUCCUCGUAGAUGUUUUGUGCGAUUCCUCCAUCUUGAAUCUCUUGGCGAAGUACUAUCAUUAUUGUGAUAUUGCCUAUUCAUGA
Messenger RNA from Sorghum bicolor (sorghum), 1002 nucleotides. RefSeq names its product SKP1-like protein 1A. The transcript is spliced from 2 exons. Gene Ontology annotation, molecular function: cullin family protein binding. Bases 189 to 719 code for a protein of 176 amino acids. Lineage: Eukaryota; Viridiplantae; Streptophyta; Magnoliopsida; Poales; Poaceae. Gene Ontology annotation, cellular component: cytoplasm; nucleus. The record is from RefSeq and is a predicted model, not a curated record. Gene Ontology annotation, biological process: SCF-dependent proteasomal ubiquitin-dependent protein catabolic process.